AUGGCCAUGGAGCACCUCCGGUGGCGCCCCACGGUGAACGAGCGCGACUUCAUCGAGCGCGCGCUCCAGUCCGACCUCCGCGUCGACGGCCGCCACUCCUUCGACUUCCGCAAACUCAAGAUAACCUUUGGCAGGGAGGAUGGCUCGUCUGAGGUGCAGCUCGGGGAGACGCACGUGAUGGGCUACGUGACUGCUCAGCUGGUGCAGCCAUACCGUGACAGGCCGAACGAGGGGACGCUGGCCAUAUUCACCGAGUUCUCACCCAUGGCCGACCCAGCCUUCGAGCCUGGGCGUCCUGGGGAAUCAGCAAUUGAGCUUGGCCGAGUCAUCGACCGUGGCCUUAGGGAGAGUCGAGCUGUUGACAUGGAGUCCUUGUGUGUUGUUGCUGGGAAGCAUGUCUGGUCUGUGCGUGUCGACCUUCACAUCUUGGAUAAUGGAGGGAAUCUCAUUGAUGCAGCUAACAUCGCUGCAUUGGCAGCUUUAUCUACUUUCCGGAGGCCUGAAUGCACGGUUGGUGGGGACGAUGGUCAGCAAGUUACAGUGCAUGAUCCUGAGGUUAGGGAUCCGCUUCCUCUUACAAUACAUCAUAUGCCCAUAGCUGUAACAUUUGCAUAUUUUGGUGAAGGCAACAUUGUGGUUGAUCCCACAUACAAGGAAGAAGCAGUAAUGGGAGGGAGGAUGACUGCUACAGUUAACUCAAAUGGUGAUGUUUGUGCCAUCCAGAAAGCUGGUGGUGAGGGUGUCAUGUCAAGUGUUAUCAUGCAGUGUUUAAGAAUUGCUUUGGUAAAGGCUGCUGAUAUAACAAGCAAAAUAAAGAAAGCAGUAGACUCAUACACCACCGAGAAAGCUUUAAAGAAAGUAAAACGUUUACCAACCUCGGUUCCUCAGAAAAUUAGUGUCACUGAUGUAAUUAUGGAGGACAAAGGUGAUGGUGAAUUGGAAAAGCAAACUGUGGACGUUCAGCAGAUAAGCAAAGAUCCACCAACUAUCGUCAAGGUCAGCAGCCACGAGGAUGCCCAACCAAUGACUGAAUCAUCUAAUGCUGAGGUGAACACAUCAAGUGCUGUGGCUGCUGGAGAGUCUGAUGAGUCCCAGGAAAUUGGAUCGCCAAAGAGUCUAAAAGAUGCUAUCAAACCAAAGCAUAAAAGAAAGAAGAAAAGUGACAAGAGUUAG
Miscanthus lutarioriparius is the source of this 1173-nucleotide messenger RNA. The record is from the annotation of a GenBank genome assembly. Lineage: Eukaryota; Viridiplantae; Streptophyta; Magnoliopsida; Poales; Poaceae.